AAAAGGCAGCAAACAGUGAGAAAGAAGAGCAAACAUGAGAGGCUUCAACUUGUUUCAGAGAAGCUCAUCGCUAUGGAGGAGAGAAAGAAAUGCACUUCGCUCCAUAUCAUCAUCUAGGUCAUUUUGUACGGAAAAUGGCGAUGGUCUUCAGAGCUCUAGGGUUAAGAUCUUCGAUCGCGACCUCAAACGCAAACAACGUGAUCGAGCUAGAUGGUUGAUGGGUCAGACUCAAAAUGACUCCUUUGUCGACGCUGUUGUUGAGAAUGUAUUGGAUCGUUUGGAGGACUGCAAAAAAUCAUUUCCUACUACAUUAUGCUUAGGGGGUUCAAUACUACCUAUCAAGCGUUUGUUACGUGGCCGGGGUGGCAUUGAGAAGCUUAUUAUGAUGGACACAUCGUAUGACAUGGUAAAGUUGUGUAAAGAUGCUGAGCUUGAUGAUGCACAGAAUGAAAAGAUUGAGACCUCCUUUAUUGUUGGCGAUGAGGAAUUUUUGCCUGUUAAAGAAAACUCUCUAGAUCUGGUAAUAAGUUGCUUGGGCCUUCAUUGGACUAAUGAUCUUCCAGGAGCUAUGAUACAGAGUAGAUUGGCAUUGAAGCCUGAUGGCCUAUUUUUGGGAGCUAUUCUUGGAGGAGAAACCUUGAAGGAGCUGAGAAUUGCUUGCACAGUGGCACAAAUGGAGCGUGAAGGGGGCAUCAGUCCACGAAUUUCACCUUUGGCACAAGUGCGAGAUGCAGGAAAUCUUUUGACCAGAGCAGGUUUUACUCUUCCAGGUGUUGAUGUCGAUGAAUACGUAGUUAAAUAUCAAAGUGCUCUUGAGCUAAUAGAACAUCUGCGAACAAUGGGUGAAACUAAUGCUCUUCUACAAAGAAACAAGAUUCUGAAGAGAGAAACAGCCCUUGCAACUGCAGCUAUAUACCAGUCAAUGUUUGGCGCAGAAGAUGGCACGGUCCCGGCUACUUAUCAGGUUAUUUACAUGACAGGGUGGAAGGAGCAUGAAUCUCAACCAAAGGCCAAAAGGAGAGGUUCUGCCACUGUGUCCUUCAUGGACAUUAAGAAGCAGUUUGGAAAUACUGGAAGUUGAUUUGCGUAUGUGCAAUUUUCAAAUGACUUUCAUUUUCUUUUAUUUGAACAAAAAUAAAAUAAAGUAGAAUAGAGCAUUGAUGCUGAUUAAUUAUUUUGUCCAAUUUUGUAAUAGUUUGUAAUCUUUACAAAACAAUGCUAUUUAUCACACAUUCAGUUCACUACCAUUCAAAUUAAUGUAGUGACAAGAUCCAUGUUUAUAAUAUUUUGGGUUAUUAGUAAGGAA
This is a messenger RNA of Humulus lupulus (European hop), 1306 nucleotides long. RefSeq names its product putative methyltransferase At1g22800, mitochondrial. Gene Ontology annotation, cellular component: mitochondrion. The coding region runs from base 35 to 1081 and encodes 348 amino acids. The transcript is spliced from 11 exons. NCBI's taxonomy places the organism in Eukaryota, Viridiplantae, Streptophyta, Magnoliopsida, Rosales, Cannabaceae. Gene Ontology annotation, biological process: mitochondrial respiratory chain complex I assembly. The record is from RefSeq and is a predicted model, not a curated record. Gene Ontology annotation, molecular function: S-adenosylmethionine-dependent methyltransferase activity.